Molecule: messenger RNA, 1322 nt
Organism: Eurytemora carolleeae
Lineage: Eukaryota; Metazoa; Arthropoda; Copepoda; Calanoida; Temoridae
Product: notch-regulated ankyrin repeat-containing protein B
Exons: 3
Coding region: 347-895 (182 amino acids)
Molecular function (GO): protein binding
Source: RefSeq, a predicted model, not a curated record
AAGAGAAUAUAAAAUAAACUAUAAGUAGGAAAAGAAAAGAAAAUGUUUAACCCGUAAAGGCGUGGGAACACCUGAGCUGGGUUCGGGCCGGGUCAAUUCCUCUCUUCUCUUUGACAGUUCACAGUUGCUACUCGGCACUCUAAGUGCAGGGAUCCGCCCCCUGUGCUCCGAAGCGUCUCCUGCCCCUACCUUGAGAUAUUCUCAACCUGCCUUCACCACUUCGUUCACCGUUCAGAGUCUUUACGACGAGCAGAAGCAACCUUCAGCUAAAUCUGCGGAAAAAUCCAACCAUAGUUACGAUCCUUUUACAGGUUUACUCAGCUCCGGGUACUUGAUAUAGCUCAGGAUGAAUUUCUAUUGUUUGGAUGAGACUGCCCAUUCCCCAGCCAGCUCAGUUUCACAGAUGAGUGUGGGAUCUGACCCCAGUCCCGCCCCCUCUCCCUCCUGCCCCUCCCCCUCCUCCCCCCACUCACCUGAAACAUCCUCCUACAGGUAUAAGAACAUUUAUGAAGAAAGGUUGGAACCCCUGUACCCUGCAAGGACGGAUACAACCCUUCUCCGUCCUAUGCCCAAAUCCACACACAGGAGUGAAUAUGAUUCCGUCCUGCAGAAGAAAUUUGAUAUUCUGGUAGAGCAGAGGAACUAUCAAGAAUUAGAAGAUCUGCUUCGAUCCUCCAGCCACUGUAUCAAUAUCAACCAAUACGAUUCAGUCGGACAAACUCCUCUUCAGAGUUUCUGUAUGAGCGGAGAUCUGAAUCUUGUUCAGCUGAUGGUUAGGUACGGAGCAGAUACUCAACUCAGUUCUAGGGAUGGUUGGUCUACUCUACACUAUGCUUCCUAUAGCGGGGUUCAGGAGGUCCUCCUCUGUGUGCUCCGAUGCUGCCCCCGGAGAUAGAACCCUGCGUCAAACCUGGAUAUUUAGUGCCAUUCAAGUUUCGGGUUGAAUUCAAACCGUUAAAUUCGGCCCGAAAUUCGUGUAAUUCAUUCAGAUCGUCUUCCUCAUUCUGAUCCAUGCAAUGUUUGGUUGUGAUAAACGGUCCAAUACAAGGGGGUCUAACAAGAAAACUAGGUUCUGUCAAGUCUAUCAAGGGUUGUGAGUAGUUUGAAUAUCUACUAGCUCUUGAAGAUCUAUGAAACCUAUAAACUUAAACUGCAAUAUCUAAAGUCACUAAUCACAAAGUAAAAUAUUAAGUAUUUCCGUCCACAAGAUCUAUGUUAAAUUUCAUGUAUUUGUUAUAUGAAUAGUGUGCAUUCACACAUGUGUUUUCUGUAUAUUAUAUAUGUAUGUAUACAUUUAUGAAACAAAUAAAUUGUUAAUUUCU